UUUGCGGCUGCGCAGUUCUGCUGUGGAUGUUUUUAGUUGGAUUAUGUUGUUUCAGAAAUCUAACUUUAAACUUCGGAAACCGUGAACGUAACGGCGCGUUUAGAGAGUUUCCAGGUAAACGGAUUACACUGGUAUUUACCUGCACGCAACAAUUAUCACGGUGAUAAUGGACAAAGGCUCUGCGGUUCUGCAGGGGGCUUUCCUGCUGGCAGACAAACUGUGUCGCCCCUCAUUUCUAUCCUGCGUGAACAAAUCCGACUGGAUCGCGGCGGGACGCCCGAUCCUACAGGCUCUGCAGGAAGUCUGUGAACUGGAGGAAGCUGACGGUCAUCACAGCUCGACCUGGACGAAGAAGGUGGUCUGUGCUGUGUGGCUGAAGCUCUUGAGCGCUGAGGAGGAUGUUGAGAGAGCGUGGAGGGAGAACCCCUUUUUUUCCUUCCAGCAGAGCCUCCCUGAAGUUAACCAUGUUGUCCUGUUGGAGUUGGUGAAGAACGCUGCUGCUUCACAUGUUUACGCAGGUUUUCUCCUUCAUCUUCCUGAAGAUUUGAUCUGCUUGGAGCUGAAGAGGCUGGUAGAGCAUGUGAAGAGCGAGCCUACAAGCGAAGAGGAUGUUCAUUUCUUUCUAGAGAUGUGGCGGGAGCUGUGGAAAGGCCAAGAGCAAGCCAAGCUCAGAAACGACGAGAGCAUGGAGAUGAUGUUUGCCAAGCAGGUUGCUCGUCUCACCUCCAUGUCUUCUAGUUUGUCUCCUCAGGCUGCCAAGAGGUUAAAGCUGGAGACACAAGACUCAGCAGAGGCUGAUGUUUUCCACAUUCUCCUCAAUGCCCUCAAAGACAUGGCAGAUCACGUCUCCUCAUUAGACCUGUGCUUCCAGUCUCUCUCCAUGUCCCUUGAUGCUCUUUUUACAUCAUUUCUGAUAGACCGAGAAGUUGUUCUAUCAGCUCAGGAGAAGAUGGACAUCCUGUGUAAAGCCAUCAGUACUAAAGGAAAGAAUGAAAAACUUCAACCUGAACUUGUUGAAGAAGCUCAGAGACAUUUACGGGCUUCGAUUUCCCCGUCUCAGUUCAAAGUCAGGAGGAUGGAUCUGGGUGAAGCUCUGAGGGUCAUAGCAGAACUUAGUCAGUCUUGGAAAGACCGAGGACUCUUGGACGUCCAGGACGGCUCUCGCUCCUCCUACUCUGCUUUCCAGCUGGAGCAAAGUGUCCAGAGAGUCUCCACUGCUCUGGAAGAAGCUCCCACAGCAGCGACAGAGAAGAACCUGCUCGUGGCUGUGCUGAAGUCUCUGGUUCUUCCUGUCACAGAGAGCAGCCCUGAGGUGCAUGCUCAGGUGCUCUCCACCAUCAUCACUCACCGCCUGGAAGACCACGAGAGCUUCGCUGCCUUGUUUGCCAGAGAGCCGCCCUGGACGCACUGUGAUGAAGGCUGGAUGGAUUGCCUGGAGAGGAGCCAAGCUUCCUUCCGUCAGCAUGACGCCGUGAUCGGCCUCUCCUCUACUCUAAUGAACAAACUACGCAUGGAGAAUGCAGACGUCAGCCAGUGCAGAAAGCUGAUGAAAAUCAUAGCAGAUAUCUUCUCCAGCCUUUCCUUAGAAGACAUGAACAAAGCCUUGGUGUCCAUGUUAAGAUUGUCUAGGAAGGGCUUCUUCGAAUUCCCCGUUCCUCCUGAGGUGGCUGGAGGGUUUGAGCAGGAGCUCAACAUGGCCUUCAACUGCAUCAUCCAAGCAGGAAGUGGAGCGUCCUCAGCUGUUCCUCAAGGGAACCUGACCACGGCCGUCUCACUCGUAGCCAGAGUGGCUUUUCAGAACCCAGAAGGCGCCUUACGGUCCUGCUGCCACUCAGCUGUUUUCAAUAAAGGAGCAUUUUCGAUGAUGGCAAAGAUCCUGCAGCAUCUGCCUGGACUCAGCGGUCAGAGAGGAGGAGAUGGAGAUGGAAGGAGGAGCGGAGAGGAGAACACGGCUAAAGACGGGACCUCUAGUCUGCUCUGCAGGUGCCUACACCAGACGGUCAAGGACAAGUCCCUGUCAGCCAACGAGAAGGAACAGUUUGCCAAAUUCCUCGGUCUGCUGAUGGGUCCAAACGUGGACGAGGGAAAGGAACAAAGCUUCCUGUCACCUCAGGAGGUUAUAAACACCUUCGUCCUCCCUAACCUUUCAUCUGUAGGUUCCUCCUCUGUGGAUGCAGAGUUGAGUCUGCAGCUUCUUCACACAGCUUUGUCCUUGGAUGUGCAGCCAGGAGCCUCCAGCUCUCACUGGCUGAUGGACUGUUCUCCUUUUCCCCUCCUUUUUGUUCUCGCUCAGAUCCACGACCAAAACCUCAGGUUUUGGGAGGAACCGCCAAAAGGUGGCGUCCGCCUCUGCUCUGUGGACACCAAGGAGCUUCUGGUGUCUGUGAUGACCACAGUGGGGCAAGUGGUGGGUGCAGAAGUGGCAGCCGCCCCCAGUAGCUGGUCCAGAGCCCUCUUCUGGCUCUACAACAAACUGGAGGAGUUGGACUGGACGGUUCGGUUCCACCUGAAGCCGUUGUGGGGGCAGCACUUUAAAAACGAGGUGCCCUCAUCUCUGCUGGAUGUGUGCGAUCUGCCUGAGCAGGAGUGGUGCGGUUUGGACCUGCCUCCGUACGGACAGGGCACAGGUCUUCUGGCGUGGCUGGAGUGCUGCUCUCUGUCAGACUCCUUGCAGUCCACCAUGCUGUCAUGUCUGUCGCUGGACCAGCACCAGCCUCACCACGUGAACAUGUUCAGCAAAGGCCUGCUGGUGGGUCUGACCCAGAUCCUCCCCUGGUGCUCCGUCUCACAGUGGAGCAGGGUUCUGAAGGUCCUGAAGGAACUGAUCGCCUCCAACCGGCUGAACGUCCCCUUCUCUUUGGAAUACGUGGAGUUUCUGCCUCUGCUGGACCUCCGGCAGUUCUCCUGUGAGCUCCGCGUGUCCGUUCUCCUGCUCCGGGCGUUCCAGCUACUCUGUGGUUCCAGCUGCUCCCAUUGGCUGCCCGCUGACGGCUGGGCCCAUGCUGGCAGGCUGUACGCCCACGCAGUUAGGAACGUGUUGAGCUCUGUUAAAGUCAAGCUGCAGCUUCCUACAGCGAGCACCGCAGCCGUCUCUGAGUCAACUCCUCCAGAACCAGCACCAUCCGGAGAUCCAAACUCUGCUGUCAGUCCAUACCAAGACUCCUGCAUGAACGGCCGGGCCCCCCCAGACCCUGGAGUCUCCAAAGAGGGACAUGUGGAGAGCAAAAGCCAGGAGGUCCUCUUCGUUCUCAGCCAGCUCUUCUGCCACGUUCAGCACAUCCAGGUGAUGAUGCCUGGAGGUCAGAGUGAACCUCUGUUCCUGUGCAGUCUGGAGAUCCUCAGCUCCUACGAGGCCAUCAUGGCCGCCUUCCCCGACAGCUGCAGCCCGCUGGAGAGCGACAACACGCGUCACUUCUUCUCCACCAUCACGGACAACCUGCUCAACCAGGAGAUGAAAGCGGUCCUGCAGCAGAAGAUUGCUCAGCUGGUGUCAUCAGCAGCGUGACGCUCCAAUGGACGCUAUGCAGAAAGAAAACACGCUGACGCACCUGCACAGGUGCAACAAGCUGUCCUUGAAUCUGCUUAUAGUAAGCCUUCCCCAACAAAACAAAUGUCAGAAUGAAAAGCAAGAACAAUGAAGUCAGGACAGUUUUUGGUUUUCUCAUGUCAUUCAGGUUUGUUCUUUUGUAAAUAAAGUUCUAAUAUCUACAA
Molecule: messenger RNA, 3711 nt
Organism: Oryzias latipes (Japanese medaka)
Lineage: Eukaryota; Metazoa; Chordata; Actinopteri; Beloniformes; Adrianichthyidae
Gene: gemin4
Product: gem (nuclear organelle) associated protein 4
Biological process (GO): spliceosomal snRNP assembly; rRNA processing
Cellular component (GO): SMN complex
Source: RefSeq, a predicted model, not a curated record